Teleopsis dalmanni is the source of this 1260-nucleotide messenger RNA. RefSeq names its product mitochondrial 2-oxodicarboxylate carrier-like. The record is from RefSeq and is a predicted model, not a curated record. Bases 317 to 1228 code for a protein of 303 amino acids. The transcript is spliced from 3 exons. Lineage: Eukaryota; Metazoa; Arthropoda; Insecta; Diptera; Diopsidae.
UCGCCAACAGUUCCACGUUUGGACUCAUCGCGUUAAGUUUUGUACGUACAAGCGUUGUACGGUCGGUUAAAAAGCGAAAGUGGCGACCCAUUUAACGGAAACAAUAUUUUUAUUUAAUGUUUUUUAAUAAAUAAAUACAUAUGUAAAUACAUAUAUGCAUAUGAGAACGUAAAUGUGCAAUAGUUUGUUUUACAAAUUUAUGUUUACUUAUUAGUUAAGUCGCUAAUUUAGUUAAAUUGCUAAUUUAGUUAAAUUGCUAAUUUAGUUAAAAAUAUCAUUUUAAUAAUUAUUUAAUAAAAGUUUUUAAAUAACUGAUAUGGCCACGCAAAAUGAAAUACCUCCACUUAAGCGUGCUGCUUUACAAGUGGUCGCUGGCGGGUCUGCCGGAUUUGUGGAAGUCUGUAUAAUGCAACCACUUGACGUGGUAAAAACACGGAUGCAAUUACAAAACACAACAAAAGCCAUCGGUGAGAAUCAUUAUAAAGGUGUGUUUGACUGUUUUGCGAAAAUGUAUCGCAAUGAAGGAUUAUUUUCGUUUUGGAAAGGUAUUCUUCCACCAGUGAUAGCUGAAACACCAAAACGUGCCAUUAAAUUCGUUUGUUUUGAACAAACGAAACCAUUGUUUUUAUUUGGAGCUCCUGCACCAACUCCAUUGACAUUUUCUCUUGCGGGCUUGACAGCAGGUUUGGUUGAAGCUAUUGCCGUCAAUCCAUUUGAGGUUGUUAAAGUGGCACAACAAGCAGAUCGUACAAAGAUGAAAGAAACUCUUGGCACUUGGGCAGUUACAAAAAGAAUCGUUCAACAGGACGGUCUUGGUUUUCGUGGUUUAAAUAAAGGCGUUACAGCAACUAUGGGUCGUAAUGGUGUUUUUAAUAUGGUUUAUUUCGGUUUUUAUCACAGUGUCAAAAAUAUUGUACCUGCUUAUGAAGAUAAUACAAAAGAGUUCUUCCGUAAAGUACUUAUUGGCUUCACAUCUGGCACUCUGGCCUGCUUUGUAAAUAUACCUUUCGAUGUUGCAAAAUCACGUAUACAAGGUCCACAACCACAACCGGGUAUAAUAAAAUACAAAUCAACAUUCGGUUCUAUUGCUACAGUUUACAGAGAAGAAGGAUUCCGUGCAUUGUACAAAGGUUUGGUACCGAAAGUUAUGAGAUUGGGUCCAGGUGGUGCAAUUAUGUUAUUAGUAUUUGAGUAUGCUUAUGAAUUUUUACAAAAGAAAUGCAUUUAAUUUUUUAAAUAAUUUGUUAAUAUUGUAAUAAA